Messenger RNA from Impatiens glandulifera, 628 nucleotides. RefSeq names its product dCTP pyrophosphatase 1-like. The transcript is spliced from 2 exons. Gene Ontology annotation, biological process: nucleoside triphosphate catabolic process. NCBI's taxonomy places the organism in Eukaryota, Viridiplantae, Streptophyta, Magnoliopsida, Ericales, Balsaminaceae. The coding region runs from base 15 to 500 and encodes 161 amino acids. Gene Ontology annotation, molecular function: nucleoside triphosphate diphosphatase activity. The record is from RefSeq and is a predicted model, not a curated record.
CAUCGUGUCUGGACAUGGCAGAGGGUUUAGUGAGAGAAACCUCGAGUGUUACUCUAGACGAUUUGAAGAAGAAAAUGGCGGAUUUUGCUAGGGAAAGGGACUGGGAUCAGUUCCAUAGCCCUAGAAAUCUCCUCCUUGCCCUGGUAGGAGAAGUGGGUGAGUUGUCAGAGAUAUUUCAAUGGAAAGGAGAGGUGGAAAGAGGGCUUAACGAUUGGAAGGAAGAAGAUAAGAUACAUUUAGGAGAAGAGCUUUCAGAUGUAUUGCUUUACCUUGUUAGGCUUUCUGACAUUUGUGGUGUAGAUCUUGGAAAGGCUGCUCUGCGUAAGAUGGAAUUGAAUGCUAUCAAAUACCCAGUUGAUUUAUGUAAAGGCUCAUCAAAGAAGGUGAAGAAGAAGCAGAAGAUGAUGAUGAAGGAUGAUGGUGCUGAUAAUGGUGGUGGGUCUUCUUCUCCAUCUCAGCCACUGAUUAGUAAUGGGGUGAACGAAUCUGCUGAUGUUUGAUCUUUCUGUGCACUUCUUUGUGGUUGUUGUUGGUUUUGCACUUUUUUCUCUUUUGUACUUGAAUUGAAGACUUCAUUGUUGUUGAUGAUGGUGAUGGUGUUAUGCUGUGUAAUCCCUUUAUGGGUGUU